UCUCCACUGCUCUCUUAACCCGGGAUCAUACUGCCAUGGGGAAGCACUUCUUGCUGCUCCUGCUGGGCCUCUCCUUGGUGGUGGGCUUCCUGCAAGCUCUGACAUGUUUGCAGUGUGACUUGUUAAACUCUGAUGGAGUGUGUGAGAAAGGAGAAACCACCUGUGAGGCUAAAGAUGACCAGGAAUGUGGCAUAAUGGUAGUCUCUGAAGGUCAUGAAAUCCUGUUUGGGCAGCAGGAUUGUUCUUCCAGGUGUUUAAAUAAUACUUACACCCAUUAUAACCUAACACUGGACUUUACGUGUUGCCAUGACCAAUCUUUGUGUAAUGAGUUUUAGAGGCUGUGUCCUUCCUUGCCCAGUUCUGCUGCAGCACUGUUCACUGAAUCCUGUCUCUGGAGCAUGCGAGCAAGCAUUCUACUACUGACCUUGUCAUGAACCCUAUAUCUUGGUCUUUCUAUCAUAUGCCUUACAUCUUUUGUAGUCUUAGUGUAUCUUACUCUACUAUAUUUGAUACUCUGUCA
This is a messenger RNA of Phodopus roborovskii (desert hamster), 520 nucleotides long. Its product is annotated as prostate and testis expressed protein 14. The transcript has 4 exons. The coding region runs from base 36 to 335 and encodes 99 amino acids. Lineage: Eukaryota; Metazoa; Chordata; Mammalia; Rodentia; Cricetidae. The record is from RefSeq and is a predicted model, not a curated record.